Messenger RNA from Dendronephthya gigantea, 471 nucleotides. RefSeq names its product hemagglutinin/amebocyte aggregation factor-like. NCBI's taxonomy places the organism in Eukaryota, Metazoa, Cnidaria, Anthozoa, Malacalcyonacea, Nephtheidae. The transcript is spliced from 3 exons. The record is from RefSeq and is a predicted model, not a curated record. The coding region runs from base 1 to 471 and encodes 156 amino acids.
AUGAUGCAAGUGGCUUUCGUAUUCCUUAUAUUUCUGGUUAACGUCAUGAGCAUCCAUGCUGGGACCGACUUCGAUAAGACAUGGACAUUCACUUGUCCACAUGGACAAUCUAUUAAUCACAUCAGCAGUGUCCAUAGCAACAGGCACGAAGACCGCUCGUGGACAUUCAGGUGCAGAUAUAGCUCGAAAAUUGCAGCGACAUGCUACUGGACAGGAUGGGUGAAUGCGUACGAUCAAGAGCUAAUUUAUCAAUGUCCUAAUGGAGUUAUCGCGGGUGUUUAUUCCAAACACAGCAACAAACGUGAAGACAGACGAUUUAAGUUCAGAUGCUGUCGUACAAAAAAGAAUUGUCAACGUGAUUGUUCAUGGACCGCUCAUGUUAAUAACUGGGAUGGUUAUAUGAAUUACAAUAUACCCUUGACCAAAUUUCUCGUUGGAGCACAAAGCCUUCACGAUAAUGGAAAAGAGUAA